CUAUGUUUUGUAAUUGUUCAUUGUUCUAAUAUCAUAUAAUUUGUUCAUAAUUUUUGAUUUUAUUUCAGAUUUAUUUUUUUCACUAAAAAAUUUGGAUUGCAAUUUUACAAUUUUGUUUGGUGAAGAUUUGAUGUUGAGAUUGAUGCAAAAGCUGCAUUUCUUUAAUUUGUAGAUCCUCAUUUAUACCUUAAUUGUUGAUUAUCUGCGUAACUCCACUUGUGUGAAGUAGAAGAAGAAGAAAAAAAGGAAGGUGAAAUGCAGCGACGGCGACCGAUAAUUUCAACUUCAGAAUCAAAGGUGGAUAAGAUCAGCAGUUUGCCCGACGAAAUCCUUUUCCGCAUUCUCUCAUUUGUAUCCACAAAAGAAGCAGUUGCUACAAGCGUUUUGUCCAAGAGGUGGACUAAUCUCUGGCAUUAUCUUCCCAAUAUCGAUUUCACCGACAUCAGAGUGAAUACCGUUGAAUCCAAUCUCCGUUUUAACGAAUUUGUGUACUCUGUUUUGGUCUCUCGAGACGCUUCUGGAUCUCGUUUCAUUGACAGUUUCCACCUCAACAUUCAGUAUAGUGAUUCUCAUCUUGCCUAUAAUAAAGAGUUCCCCAAUCUCACCAAAUGGGUCAACUCUGUUGUUCAACGCGGACUCAAGUAUCUUCAUCUCCGUCUUCGUGUGCCUCUUCCUGAUCACUUUAGUGGUUACCCAUACUUCCCCAAACUGCCCAUUAGCAUCUUCACAUGCAAAACCCUUGUAAGUCUAAAUCUCAGUUGGUUCCGUGUGGAUGGUUUUUCUUUUACUUCCGUUGGAUUUGAAUUUCCAUCACUUAAAACCCUUAGUUUGAGACUCAUUAAGUUCUCAGAAGUUCGAGAUUUUAUGUUGCUUCUAGCCGGAUGUCCGAUUCUUGAGGAUCUACAUGUGGCUCUUGUAUUCUUCUAUUACGAGGAAGAUUCUCAUACCGUUCAGGAGUUUAAGAGCUUAACCUUACCCAAACUGACUAAAGCAGAUGUGAGUAAAUGUUGGUGUUCGUGUUAUAUGGUGAAAGCACUAUCUUCUUCGGUGUCUCUCUGCAUGGAAACAUCUAUGUUUUAUGCAAAAGACGACAGAGUUUACAAGGCAAAUAAGCUGCAGCGCCCUUGUGUUGACAUUCCCAUGUUUCAUAAUUUGACCCACUUGGAGCUCUACAAUAAUUGGGAUUUGGUAGUACAAGUGCUCCACCACUGCCCUAAGCUUCAAAAUCUCCAACUUUAUCAGGAGUUAUACCUGUCGAUAUCGAAUCAACAAGAUGAUCAAGAAAAUUGGGUGGAACCAGAAUUUGUUCCACAAUGCCUUUCAUCAUACCUUAGAACUUGCACUAUUCGAGAUUGCUCAGGCCUGCGGAGAGAGUAUACGGUGGCAAAAUAUAUUUUAAAAAAUGCAAAAUAUUUACAAACCAUGACAAUUUGGAGCAAAAGAGAACCACCUGAAAUAGAAACGAAGUUGUCCCCAUGCCCGAAGGCCUCUGCAUCAUGUCAACUUUCUGUUUUUGAUUACAUAUAGACUAUUUAUGGACCUACUGAAACAGUUUAGUCUUUCUUGGUGGUUAUUUGAAAUGAUAAAGAGUUUUACAAGGUGACUCUCUUGGUGGUUGCUUCAACUACACGAAACGGUUGAGUUUUUCUCGGUGGUUGCUUGAAAGGAGAAAGAGUUUUACAAGGUGACUUUAUAUUAGCAAGACAUAUUCUAAAGAAUGCAAGAAUUUUACAAACCAUGAAAAUCUGGUGUCAGGAAACGGUCGCCUGAAAUAGAAUGAAAAUUGUAUUCAUGCCCUAUUAUGGCCUCUGCAACAUUUAACUUUCAUUUCAUCGAUAACAUAUAGGAUAUGCAUGUAAGGGUUUCUCUACCCACUGUUUCAUUAGCUUCGAUUAUGUAACUGCUUGAUUUUGUAGUUUAAACUAUAAGUUUAUAUGAAUGUAACAGACUUUGUCUUAGUGAACAAGUUAAAAAAUAGUAUCCUUAAAUAAUUUAGUUUGUAA
Molecule: messenger RNA, 2003 nt
Organism: Medicago truncatula (barrel medic)
Lineage: Eukaryota; Viridiplantae; Streptophyta; Magnoliopsida; Fabales; Fabaceae
Product: FBD-associated F-box protein At5g56370
Exons: 4
Coding region: 256-1527 (423 amino acids)
Molecular function (GO): protein binding
Source: RefSeq, a predicted model, not a curated record